AGUCGUUAUUUCAGCCGCUUCUGCCGUAUGUUUGUGGAGCCCACGGAAACAGCAAGUUGUCGCAGCUUCGCCUCUCGGAUGUUACAAAGUGUGCGAAAAAGCUUGCAGUCGCGUUCAUUACAUCGUCUUUGUUGAAGUGUUGUGCGGGGCACCAUUUUUGCUGUGUUGUGAAACGUAAGAAAAGCCUAGGAUUUACUCAUCACCGAAGAAAUGGCUACGGCCAUGGAAAAGCACCUGUUCAACCUCAAGUUUGCAGCCAAGGAGCUUGAGAGGAAUGCGAAAAAGUGUGAAAAGGAAGAGAAGGUGGAAAAGUCCAAGCUGAAGAAGGCGAUUCAAAAGAACAAUCUCGAAGGUGCACGGAUCCAUGCGGAAAACUCAAUCCGGCAGAAGAACCAGGCACUCAACUACCUUCGCAUGGCAUCGCGGGUCGAUGCCGUGGCGAGUCGUGUGCAGACUGCUGUCACCACGAAGAAAGUCACCACCUCCAUGGCUGGUGUCGUCAAGUCAAUGGACGCGGCAAUGAAAAGCAUGAACCUGGAAAAGAUCUCUGGCCUGAUGGACAAGUUUGAGAAGCAGUUUGAGGACCUGGACGUACAGGCGUCCUGCAUGGAGGACACCAUGAGCUCCACCACCACGGUCACUGCCCCACAGCACGAGGUCGAGGGCCUCAUGCAGCAGGUUGCAGACGAGGCUGGCCUGGAGUUGAACAUGGAGCUGCCCCAGGGUGUCAACAACACCAUCGGCCAAUCUACAACAGCCUCUACAGAACAGGACGAGCUGACGCAACGCCUUGCCAAGCUGAGGCAGCUGUGAUUGGCAUCUCUGUGCUCUUCAACGUUUACACACACGCCACCCGAAGUUCCUGCUGCACAGACAGUCCCAUUUACCGGGUGCACAGCUUCUGUUUUUAUGUUCUCUAUACAUUUUUUUUUUCCUCGGUCUCUUGCGUUGAGAGCAACACAAGCUUCAUCAUCCAAAGGGCAGCAGUGCUGCCUCUGUUACGCUGCGACCAGACGGAGCACUUCUGGAAACAUGAAAUCUGGAAACCACGCUGGAAUUGCCUUUCCUGUGUAGUGUGUUGAGAGCUUUUUUUUUUUUUUCUGUACAUAGAAAAUCUGACAGCAACAACUCAGCGUGCAUGAGUGUGUCUUGCCCAGCACAACCAUCUUUGAUUUUGAUUUCCUAGUGCCGAGAUUAAAUAAAAUUAACGUGCAGAAGUGGCUUCUACCAACCAUUUGCGGCAUUUGCUUACCUCACGAGACAACUCAAAAUCAUUUUUGUUUCUGAAGGCCAUAAUGCUUAGAGGCGACGCUUUCUCAACUGUGCCUGUUAGAUGUGCUCUGUGGUUUUGUUAUUCGGCAUCGAUUAGCACAAGAAAACACAGGGCAGAGAAGUGUGUGAAUUUAGAAAGUAUAAUAAAGCAUGGUAUAAGGACCUGUCAACCUAUCUUUGUUGCCAUAUUUAUAGUUGCUUAGAUGUUCAUGGAGAGCUGUUGCUGGGAAUCAUCAUUUUUUAAGCAAAUAAAAAGCUUUUGCAGGUUGUA
This is a messenger RNA of Dermacentor silvarum, 1543 nucleotides long. RefSeq names its product charged multivesicular body protein 1b-2 (gene Chmp1). NCBI's taxonomy places the organism in Eukaryota, Metazoa, Arthropoda, Arachnida, Ixodida, Ixodidae. The transcript is spliced from 6 exons. Gene Ontology annotation, biological process: protein transport; late endosome to vacuole transport; endosome transport via multivesicular body sorting pathway. Gene Ontology annotation, cellular component: multivesicular body; ESCRT III complex. The record is from RefSeq and is a predicted model, not a curated record. The coding region runs from base 211 to 813 and encodes 200 amino acids.